Pseudozyma hubeiensis SY62 is the source of this 432-nucleotide messenger RNA. RefSeq lists its product as hypothetical. The transcript has a single exon. Bases 1 to 432 code for a protein of 143 amino acids. The record is from RefSeq and is a predicted model, not a curated record. NCBI's taxonomy places the organism in Eukaryota, Fungi, Basidiomycota, Ustilaginomycetes, Ustilaginales, Ustilaginaceae. Gene Ontology annotation, biological process: protein dephosphorylation. Gene Ontology annotation, molecular function: protein tyrosine phosphatase activity.
AUGGCGCUCGCCGUCUUCACCCACAUCGCCACCACCUCUGGCGUACGUUCCCACUUCAACAUGCUCGACUCCUGCGGAACCGCCGCCUACCACACGGGCGAAGAACCCGACGAACGCACCACCGAACUCUGCCAACGUCGUAACAUCCCCAUCGACCUCUCCAACACCGCUCGCGGCAUCGAACCCCACGACUUCGACACUUUCGACGUCAUCUUUGGUAUGGAUACGAACAACGUCAGGAACUUGAAACGUAUGCAACCUCCAGGGUCCAAGGCGAAAGUUAGAUUGUUCGGUGACGUCGAUGAUGGGAAACCUGUGGCAGAUAGCUACUACACGAAUGACUUUGAAGCGACGUACAGACAGGUGGAGAGGUACUCGCGCGCGUUUCUCAAGGAGCUCGGUCUGAACCACUCGGCAAAGGCGAAAUCCUGA